Rhododendron vialii is the source of this 5264-nucleotide messenger RNA. Its product is annotated as F-box/kelch-repeat protein At3g23880-like. The record is from RefSeq and is a predicted model, not a curated record. Lineage: Eukaryota; Viridiplantae; Streptophyta; Magnoliopsida; Ericales; Ericaceae. The transcript is spliced from 2 exons. Gene Ontology annotation, molecular function: protein binding. Bases 195 to 1418 code for a protein of 407 amino acids.
UUCUUGAUUCUAGACUUGUUUUUUCCACUUCCCUCCUUCCAAGUUUCAAUAGAUUGCCGCCAAAGCCAAAUUGGCAGAGCUAUUUCUCUCUUUACUUGAUCCCUCCUCCGCUCCUCUCAAUAACAUAUUUCAGUUUCCGCCUCAAACAUAUUUUAGCGUUGGUCUUGCAAGAGGAACCCUAGAAUUCGCCAUCAAUGCCGAGUGAAACCAACUCGAUCCACCGUAGACCCAAAAGGAACCAAAAAACCGACCACCCCAUCCCACCCAUUGACGCUUCACAGCCAUUGCCGCACCUCCCUCAUGAAAUCAUCGUCGACAUACUCUCUAGACUGCCCGUCAAGUCUCUGCUGCGAUUCAGGUCCGUUUCCAAAUCAUGGCUUUCUUCGACUUCUUGCCCCGAAUUCGUGAAAACCCAUCUCGGUAUAGCAUCUAAGAGCCGGGAUUACAUCCACCACAGUCUUAUUUUGAGCUCUACACAUCCCCAAUUUAACGUCAAGUCCUGUUCACUUAAUUCUCUGUUGAGUGAAGAAUUGGAUAACAUGGUUGAACUAGAUUAUCCAGAUAAAGACCCUAAUCACUGCAUGAUGAUUGUGGGUUCCUGUAAUGGGUUGGUGUGCAUUGGUACUGAUUGGGACAGUAUAUUUAUAUGGAACCCAUCUACUGGACAAUCUAAGAGGUUGCCAAGUUUCGGGUUUAGUGAGGAAAGUGGUGGUUUUACCAUGCGAUUUGGGUUUGGUUGUGGAGAGUCUGAUUAUGACUACAAAGUGGUAGUGAUCUUCUCUGAUGAUGGUAGUUGGGGUUCAUGUGAAACCAGAGUGGAGGUUUAUACGUUAAAGACCGAUUCGUGGAAGAGGAUUCGAGACUUUGCCUAUGGUAUUCCUACAGAUUAUACAGGGAAAUUUGCGAAUGGGUCGCUCCAUUGGCUUGCACCCGGCAAAGGUUCAGGUUACACUCGUGUUAUUGCUUCUCUUGAUUUGGCAAAGGAGAUGUAUGGCGAGGUUUUGCUGCCUAAUUAUGAUGAUCUUGGAUACGGUUUGCGGUUGUUUGUUUCGAGAGGAUGCCUUGGUGCGCUCUGUGUCUACCCAGAAACUCGUGCUGAUGUGUGGAUAAGGAAGGAGUACGGCGUGAGAGACUCAUGGACUAAGUUGUUCACAAUACCUUAUCGUCCUGUACCAUGGAUGAAUGACUUGUCCACACCAUUGUGCAUUUCGAAGAAUGGUGAAAUACUCAUGUAUUUUGGGCAGCAAUUAGGUCUAUACAGUCUAGAAAAUGAGACCUUUAGGAAGCUAUUAAUUCCUAACUUCUGCCCUUCUCUUCAAUUGUGUACCUAUGUUGGGAGCUUAGUCUCGCCCAACAGUCACCACAUGGUUCAGAGGCAGCACCAAAAAGAGAAAAUGAAGAAAGGUACCCUCUUUUGACAUUGAUACCACAAAGCACAUUAGUGGACUAGUAGAAUAAGGUAUUUCAGUUGGUAAGGAGCCAGUUACCACACCUAAGGAAGUAGAGAUCUUGUGCUCAACUCCUGUCAACCCCUUGGAGCCACCUGCUUAAGAUAAUACGUGGUUUCCAUGGAUUGCAGUGUCCGGUAUUAGUUCUUUUGGUUUCCCUGCAAGUGGUUCCUCUUUCAGAGAAUCAGCUAGGAGUGUAGUAAAAUGAUGAAAUGUUAGGGACUAAAUUUUUAUGAAGGAACUCAUUUUCUGCACCCUUUUAAAUUGCAAAAGUUGAAUCCAAAUUAGAGCUCUAUUGUCAUUUGUCAGCAUUGCAUGUACAAGUUGCUCUGUUGAAUAGCAAAGAAAAUAUAAGGACUUAGGAGGUGUCUGUCAUUUAGGAAAUAGUGCUCUCUUUUUUCUACUUUUUCAUCAUAUGUAUGUAUGUCUAAUCAUUUAUGAUAGUUCCAGCGCUAUCUUCAUUUGACACUCGAACCCUUAGUUUUUUAGUUUUUUAUCUAUUGUUGUGAAUCCUGCUGUGAUAUAUCAUGGUUUAUAGCGGUGAUUUUUUCUUUCUAUAUUUUCAUCAUAUGUAUGUAUAUUUCUUUACUGAUACUAGUUCCUGCACUAUCUCCUUUUGUCGCUCAAACCCUUACUUUUUAAAUUCUGCUUUUGUGAAUCCUGUUGUAGACAUCAUGGUUAACAGAAACUUAAGCUCAUAACUCGAGUAAUGAAAUCAGAAACUUACACUGAUGAUGUGACUAUUUUAGUACAAAGUUCUUUUUGCUUAUUUUGAAGUAAACCAAUUUUUUCAAUGAUGGCCAUCACACUGGACUACAGAUACUGGCUAUUAUUUUCAGUAAUUAGUUGCUUUAAACUUGUUGGUGCCUAUUUUAUGCAUUUAACCAGAAACUAAUGAAGGCGAUGCUAUAACAUUCAUAAAUAACUAGAUGGUACUAUAGGGCUAAUGUUUAGGAACUCCUGCAGUAACCUUGUGUUGAUUAGCAACACAGGCUUGGUGUUUUCUUCCUACAUUAUUUAUAUUAGUAAACUUACUUGAACAUUCAGUUAUUUUUCUAAAAUGGGGUUUUUGGCAACUGGAAACCGCUUGUUGUUGCUUCCCAACUUUUGGCGAUGUCCUUCGAUUUGGCCCCGGAAUUUCGUAUAUCAUUAUCGCUAAAGGUUCCUGGCGUCAUGUUUUAUAAUCAUUGGAAGUGUAAUGAAUUGAACUUUUACAACACUAUCAUCAUGGAUGGCAUUCCAAGAUAGGGGAUCAAAAUGUUUUGAACGUUUUGCUUAGUGGAAAAUAGAGAAAUUAUUUCAUCACUAGUUAUACGUCAUAUUGGAAAUUCAGCUUCUUAAGAAAGUCCAAUAAUACAUAGCCAUAUCCAAAUUAAAGUCUCAACAGAUUGUAGUACUAAUAUUGCCAACAGGAUGUUAACAGGCUGCCUGUUUAUUGGCCAAAACACAUGUUAACUUCUAAUGUUCAUUAUGGUUGUAUCAAAUAAUCAGGCGUCUGCAUGUUGAAUUGAUUGGAAGGGAUGGAUUUGACUUGAUAGGCAGAUUAUUUUGAGCUUACAAUUGGUUUGGUUUUAAUUUGUUUAUUGAAGGGAUUCUGAUUUGGUUGGUGGGUAGUUAAUGAUGACUGAUUGAUCCUGUUAGUUUGUUACUAAUUGAUUUUGCAAUCUAGUAUUUUCUGCAUAUUUAUGCUAUUGUGUCACUUCACUCACAUCCAUAAACAAUCUUGUUACCUCCUCUAGUGUUUGAUUUGACAUAUCCAUAUUGUUCCUGUUACCGAACACAACUGAAGUUCACCCAUUCAUAGAAGAAAAAAUUUGCAAGCCACGAGAGGAAAACCAAGGACGGAUAACAUCCUGGAGGUACGAAUUGAAUCCCUUACUAUUCCAACGUAAACAUUAAAAGCAAUACAUUUUGAAUGUCAAGCCAAACCCGUCAAAUUUUCUGUGGAUGAGCUUCUUCAUCUGUUCUGCCCUUGAACAAUUAGACCAAGCCCCUGCCAUUGCUAGCUGGAAAAGUCAUUGUUCUCACUGCCAGGAGAGAUAUUCCCGGUCUUGUUUGCAUCCAAAUCCUUUGAAUUCUCAUAACUACACAACCUUGAUACUUUUGAUACUUCUUCCACAACUACUUAUCUCUCCUCUACAGAUAAUGGAAACCCAAAAAACUGCCAAUAUUUGGGUUUGAAACGCACUGCCCUUCUCCAAAUCUUUGUUCUUAAAGAACAAAACAUCAUUUGACAUCUCUUGGCUCAUUCUCAAGUAUCGCAAGACAUGAUCCCAGAAGGGGCCGAAUGCGACGACCCGCGGCAGAACACGUUGAAAGUUUCGCCUCGGCAAUUUAUUGAACUGUUAGUCUGUGACCGCAAGCCAAAAGGAGAUGAGCUGGUCCAGUGGAUUCUGGAGAAUAUAGACACUUCCACACUUGGAAUCUUUGAUGGAGGUGGGCAGCACCCCCAAUGGUGCGUGGGUGUUGAAAAUUCUUGGCUUGAAAUUGCAAAUUGCUCAUGGGGGCUGUUGGAUACCAAUGUGAUUUUUGUAACUGGUUAUUUGGUGUGGGGUACUUGGUGUAGAUUAGAGCUUUCAAACAGAUGCUAAACUGAUUUUGGGUAGGAAGUUCAUAUUAUAUAUAUGUGUUGUGUGCUUGGAAGCGCUGUUGGAAGGAAAUCUUGCCCCUGAUGGCUCUUGAUGGGCACCGAAAGCCUUGGUAGAUCUAGAGUGCAGUGCAGUCACGGUGUUUUUCUUUGGGAAGGUUUUUGAUCAAUAGCUCUAAUUGGUUCUCUUGUCAUUCUGCUCCCUCUUCUCUUUGCUGGGUUCUCCUUUUUUUUUUCUUCCUGCUUUAUCCGUAGGCGUGCAAUUGCGUUAGAUGCUUCUUACCUGUAUAGUGGUUGUCUAUACAAUGUAGUUUUGAAAGUAACUGCAUUUUCUUUUGGGUACAUGCAAGAGCAUCUUGUACUAUUCUAAAACCUAGAGGUCGCAGGGAGUGAACCUCAGUAGAUUGUGUUUUCUAUACUUUCUGACCUGUAUUUUGACAGUCUGAUUAAAUAGUGUAGUUUCUUUUCGGUGUGUGCAUAGCAAGAGCAUAAGUUUUGAGGCAAGGAACCCUACUAUGACACAUACUACACAGUUCAAGAGCCUAAUAAGUGUUAAUACCGCUAGUUAGAUGCAUUUUGUUUGAAGAUAUUCGAAAACCUCUCUGGUGGAACUCCUAUGAGUCUAUGACAGGUAGAUAGGGCGGGCAAUACUCAAAGGGGAUUGAUGUCUGGGUGGUUGAAAGAGUUGGUCUAUCUAUGUUAUUCUUGUUUUAUGCGCACAAAAUGGUGGGUUGUCUUUCCUGAUAUUCUUGUCAUGGAAUAACCAGUCAGGGACUAGUAUUAGAAACAGAUUCACGAGUGAUUUAUUAGACUUUGAAUUGGUAAGUUGAAUCAGAAAAUUGUAUUUUUAUUGUCAGCAUUUCAUUUUCGUCGUUGUUUCUAUUUCUUCUGAAUUAGCCAACGAAACUAUUAGGAAGUGCAUGAUUGCUGAAGUAGAUUCACGGUUGUGGUUUUCCCUCUGGAUGUAUUUGUGUGCGACACUAUAAAACUAAAUAGAUAUCUAAUCAUCAGUCAUUGGACAUGAACGGUUUGGGUCAUGCAGUUGGCCCUAGGGUGGGCACCUAUGUGAGGGCACAAGACUUUGGGAAAAUUGAGGUAAUACUCCAUCUGGGACUUGAACCCUGCACCUUUCGGCUAAGAGGCAAUUACGAAGAUGUAACAAAACAUAAAUGUCGUAAUUAGUACCCAAUGUUCACUUGGCCUGCAAGUAAUUUCAUUGCACGUAUCUU